Messenger RNA from Pecten maximus, 821 nucleotides. RefSeq names its product nascent polypeptide-associated complex subunit alpha, muscle-specific form-like. The transcript has a single exon. The record is from RefSeq and is a predicted model, not a curated record. NCBI's taxonomy places the organism in Eukaryota, Metazoa, Mollusca, Bivalvia, Pectinida, Pectinidae. The annotation marks the transcript as partial.
GGGAGCUCCCUCACCUUCAGUGUUCUCCCCAAGGGAGCUCCCUCUCCUUCAGCGUUCCUCCCGAGGAAGCUUCCUCCCCUUUAGUGUUCUCCCCAAAGCAGCUUCCUCUCCUUCAGCGUUUUCCCCAAGGGAGCUCCCUCUCCUUCAGCGUUCACCCCAAAGGAGCUCCCUCUUCUUCAGCGUUCUCCCCAAGGGAGCUCCCUCCACUUCAGCGUUCACCCCAAGGGAGCUCCUUCUCCAUCAGCGUUCUCCCUAAGGGAGCUCCCUCUCCUUCAGCGUUCUCCCCAAGGGAGCUCCCUCUCCUUCAGUGUUCUCCCCAAGGGAGCUCCCUCACCUUCAGCGUUCACCCCAAAGGAGCUCCCUCUUCUUCAGCGUUCUCCCCAAGGGAGCUUCCUCUCCUUCAGCGUUCUCCCCAAGGGAGCUCCCUCCCCUUCAGUGUUCUCCCUGAGGGAGCUCCCUCCCCUUCAGCGUUCACCCCAAAGGAGCUUCCUCUCCUUCAGCGUUCUCUCCAAGGGAGCUCCCUCCCCUUCAGUGUUCUCCCCAAGGGAGCUCCCUCCCCUUCAGCGUUCUCCCCAAGGGAGCUCCCUCCACUUCAGCGUUCUCCCCAAGGGAACUCCCUCUCCUUCAGUGUUAUCCCUAAGGGAGCUCCCUCCCCUUCAGUGUUCUCCCCAAGGGAGCUCCUUCUCCAUCAGCGUUCUCCCCAAGUGAGCUCCCUCCCCUUCAGCGUUUUCCCCAAAGGAGCUCUCUCCCCUUCAGCGUUCUCCCCAAGGGAGCUCCCUCUCCUUCAGCGUUCUCCUUUUAAUAUCUGUUAUCACCUUUAG